ACCAACUUCCCUUAUAUAAAUGUCAUCUCUUACCCCUCUUUUACCAUAAUAACUAAACAUAUAAACAACUGCUACAUUCAUUUUUUUUCCUCCAAUUUUUCAAGCCUAGCCAAUUAAUCAUUCUUUUACAUAUAUCAAAAGAUUUAGAGAAAUUAAAUAUAUGGCAACUCUUCAAGCUUCAAGUUUCUUGAGAUCGUCUUGUACUAAUGCUAACUCAUCAUCUUCAUCUUCUCGAAGACGAACCAAUAUUACAGCAAAAAUCAAUAUUCCCAACAUUCGUACCAACAAAACCUCCCAGCUCCCUAUGCUAAUAUCAGAUCAGCUUGAACAAUUUGCCAUCAAUCCAAUUGAGGAAUUAGUGCUUAGUCCUUCAAGAAUAUUAAUUCAUGAUACAAAUGUUGAUGGUCUGGAUCCCCUGGUUAUCGAGAAGCUUUACGUUAUCAAAGAGGCAGUUGCAGAUAGAGUUGAGAUGCAUAAAAAUAUCGGAGAACAGAGAAGCCAAUGGAACAGUAUGCUUUUAACAUCCAUUAAUGGAAUAACUCUAGCAGCUGCUACAAUGGCUGGCAUUGCAGCUACCAGUAGUGGUGAUUCUGUUUUGGGACUAAAAAUGUCAUCUACUAUCAUGUAUUUGGCUGCUACUGGCAUGUUGACCAUCAUCAACACGAUUCAACCAUCUCAGCUUGCUGAAGAACAACGCAACGCAACAAGGCUUUUCCAAGAUCUAUAUAACCAAAUCGAAACAACUUUAUCAAUCGGUCAUCCUUCGGGUAUUGAUGUGAAAGAAGCUAUGGACAGAGUAUUGUCUCUUGACAAGGCUUACCCUCUUCCUCUUCUUGGUGUAAUGCUAGAGAAAUUUCCAUCUUCUGUUGAACCUGCUGUUUGGUGGCCUCAACAACGUCGAAGACAGACUAAAAGUGUCAAUAAUUGGAACGGAUGGAAUAGUAAACUGGAGGAGGAAAUGAAGGAAAUAAUGGGAGUAUUAGGAAGAAAAGACCAAGAAGAAUAUAUUAGCCUAGGGAAAAAGGCAUUGAAAUUGAACAAGUUUUUAGCCAUGUCCGGUCCAUUGCUUACAGGCCUAGCAGCAAUUGGCUCAAUGUUUAUUGAAUCUGAUUCUGCUUCUCAUGGAUCCAAUUGGGCCGCUAUGUUAGGAAUUGUUGGUGGAGCAUUGGCGAGUGUAGUAAACACAGUUGAACAUGGUGGACAAGUUGGAAUGGUAUUCGAGAUGUAUAGAAGCAACGCUGGUUUUUUCGAGUACAUGAAAGAAUCCAUUGAAUCAAACUUGAUGGAAACAGAAACGGAGAGAAGAGAAAACGGUGAAGUGUUUGAAAUGAAGGUUGCGUUGAAAUUAGGAAGGAGUUUAUCAGAUCUGAGAAAUCUUGCUUCUUCUUCUUCUUCAUUGAAGGAAGAGUUUGCAAGCAAGCUUUUUUAAUGUUUUAAAGUAACUGUUUAUUGUACAAGAGUAGGGGUUAGCUAACUCAUUCUUUUGAUUCAAUUGUUAAUUAUCAAAUGACUUGAUUUAUUC
Molecule: messenger RNA, 1522 nt
Organism: Solanum tuberosum (potato)
Lineage: Eukaryota; Viridiplantae; Streptophyta; Magnoliopsida; Solanales; Solanaceae
Product: probable F-box protein At4g22030
Exons: 1
Coding region: 161-1429 (422 amino acids)
Source: RefSeq, a predicted model, not a curated record